Vitis riparia (riverbank grape) is the source of this 1812-nucleotide messenger RNA. RefSeq names its product digalactosyldiacylglycerol synthase 1, chloroplastic-like. Gene Ontology annotation, biological process: galactolipid biosynthetic process. The record is from RefSeq and is a predicted model, not a curated record. Gene Ontology annotation, cellular component: chloroplast outer membrane. The annotation marks the transcript as partial. Gene Ontology annotation, molecular function: digalactosyldiacylglycerol synthase activity. The transcript has 4 exons. NCBI's taxonomy places the organism in Eukaryota, Viridiplantae, Streptophyta, Magnoliopsida, Vitales, Vitaceae.
CAUCAGUCUACAGCACAUGAAUCUUUACAACUGGUUAUAAAUCCUUGUCAUGUUUUGGUAACAAUUACAGAUAUAUGUGACAAGAUAGUGGAGAGCUUGUGCAGCAAACGUAAGAACCAACUUCUGCUGCGCUCUCUCUCUGCUGGAGAAUCUUCCUUUCUUGAGAGUGAUAACACUAAUGAUGAACUGGAUUUAAGGAUACCAAGUGUUCUUCAAAGUACAGGGCACUGUUAUGAAGGUGGCUUUUGGGCUGACUCUGCAAAGCAUAACCUGUCAGAUGGGAAAAGGCAUGUUGCCAUUGUUACAACUGCUAGCCUUCCUUGGAUGACUGGAACAGCUGUAAAUCCACUGUUUCGGGCAGCAUAUUUAGCAAGCUAUGCAAAACAGAAUGUUACCUUGUUGGUUCCGUGGCUUUGUAAGAAAGACCAAGAACUAGUUUAUCCCAACAGUCUCACUUUUAGUUCACCAGAAGAGCAGGAGGUUUACAUUCGUAACUGGCUUGAGGAAAGGGUUGGUUUUAAGGCUGAUUUCAAGAUCUCCUUUUAUCCAGGAAAGUUUUCAAAAUCUAGGCGGAGUAUUAUACCUGCUGGAGAUACUUCUCAGUUUAUUCCAUCAAGGGAUGCUGAUAUUGCAAUCCUGGAAGAACCAGAACAUCUAAACUGGUACCAUCAUGGAAAGCGUUGGACUGAUAAAUUUAAUCAUGUGGUUGGUGUUGUUCACACAAAUUACUUAGAAUAUAUCAAGAGAGAGAAGAACGGGGCACUCCAAGCUUUCUUUGUGAAACACAUAAAUAAUUGGGUUGCAAGAGCAUACUGCCACAAGGUUCUUCGCCUUUCUGCUGCUACCCAGGACUUUCCCAAGUCUGUAAUUUGCAAUGUUCACGGUGUGAACCCCAAGUUUCUGAAAAUUGGAGAGAAACUGGCAGAAGAAAGGGAACUUGGGCAGCGGGCCUUCUCAAAGGGCGCAUAUUUCUUGGGUAAGAUGGUCUGGGCAAAGGGAUACAGGGAGUUGAUAGAUUUGUUAUCAAAACACAAGAAUGACCUUGAUGGCUUUAACUUGGAUGUGUUUGGGAAUGGAGAGGAUGCACAUGAAGUUCAGACUGCCGCUAAAAGGUUGCAUCUGAAUCUCAAUUUUAUGAAAGGGAGAGACCAUGCAGAUGAUUCACUUCAUGGUUACAAAGUCUUCAUAAAUCCCAGUGUCAGCGAUGUGCUCUGCACAGCUACAGCUGAGGCCCUUGCUAUGGGUAAGUUUGUAAUAUGUGCAGACCACCCAUCCAAUGAGUUCUUUAGUUCAUAUCCCAAUUGUUUGACUUACAAGACAUCUGACGAUUUUGUUGCUAAAGUGAAAGAAGCAUUGGCUAAUGAGCCACAGCCUCUUACUCCUGAGCAAAGAUAUAACUUAUCUUGGGAGGCCGCCACCCAGAGAUUUAUGGAGUAUUCUGAUCUUGACAGAGUCUUGAAUAAUAAGGAUGAUGCACAAUUGAGCAAAAGUUAUGGGAAGUUGAUCACGAGAUCAGUUUCGAUGCCUACCCUCUCGGGGAUGGUUGAUGGAGGGUUGGCAUUUGCCCACUACUGUCUUACUGGGAAUGAGCUCCUUAGGCUGUGUACUGGGGCAAUACCUGGGACACGAGACUAUGACAAACAACACUGUAGAGAUUUACAUCUCUUGCCUCCUCAGGUAGAAAAUCCAAUAUAUGGCUGGUAAAUAGGUUAUAAUCAACCUGUAACGACCAUUCUGUAUAGUAAUUGACCGUGCUUGUUAGUUCAAGGGUUUCUUUGUUUUCCUCAUUAAUGAUAAUUUUCUUUCGUAGCA